Alternaria viburni is the source of this 630-nucleotide messenger RNA. RefSeq lists its product as uncharacterized. Bases 1 to 630 code for a protein of 209 amino acids. The record is from RefSeq and is a predicted model, not a curated record. The transcript has 3 exons. Lineage: Eukaryota; Fungi; Ascomycota; Dothideomycetes; Pleosporales; Pleosporaceae.
AUGCGCGCAUAUGUCGACAAGCAGGGCAACCCUCCCAGCCAGCAGGACAUUGAGCUGAUCAUCGACCACCCACGCCUGCACAUCUCCGGAGACCCCCGAUCAGCCCAACAGAACGCCACCAUCGACAGCCAGACUCGUAGACACACCAGCGCUGCUGAGAUCAAGCAAGGUCGUCACCGCUACCUUGGGCGCCAGAUUCGUGCCGAGCGCAUUGAAACGUUUUGCGAGGCGGUAGAUCGAAAUCUGCUCCAACACAACCCUGACAGUGGCAGUAGCCAGUCGGUCGUGAACAAUCCCUUCAACUACACAAUCUGCCAUGUGGCGGACGAAAUGGAGUAUCGGCUGAGCGAGGAACUCUUCUGCCGAAUGGGUGGAGGAUCCUAUUACACCGGCCGGGGCUUCAACAUCGCAAAAGCUGGUUCGGCGAGCUCUGGUGACUUGGGUGAAACCAAUUUCCGCAACGGCGCCGAGCAAUGGGCACGUACGGUGAGCGACAAUGGCGACCGGCGGCUUGUCUAUGGCUCCGCAUACGCGGCGAUCGAACGGACAAUAUUGGACGAGUCUGAGAAGAUCAAGCGCGAGCUGGACGAGGAAGACGAAGUUCUUGUUGAGGCGUCGUUUGUGGUGUGA